Molecule: messenger RNA, 934 nt
Organism: Cavia porcellus (domestic guinea pig)
Lineage: Eukaryota; Metazoa; Chordata; Mammalia; Rodentia; Caviidae
Gene: Blvrb
Product: biliverdin reductase B
Exons: 5
Coding region: 218-838 (206 amino acids)
Molecular function (GO): biliverdin reductase [NAD(P)H] activity; riboflavin reductase (NADPH) activity
Source: RefSeq, a predicted model, not a curated record
AAACAGACGCUUGCCAUUCUCGUUCGCCCCAUUCUGGUUCUUUUAGGCGGGAGACCUAGGAUUUUUCGGCCUGAUCAGGGGGCGGGGCGCAGGCGGAACCUUCUGAGCUGCUCCGCCCCAUCCCUCUGUCUAGAGAAAGGGGGAGAGCACCACCCAGCAGCCAUUGGGUUCCCGCGAGUCCUGUGUCUCGUGCGUCGCAAAACCAGGACCCCACAGCAUGGCUGUCAAGAAGAUCGCGAUCUUCGGCGCCACUGGCAGGACCGGGCUCACCACCCUGGCGCAGGCGGUGCAAGCAGGUUAUGAAGUGACAGUGCUGGUGCGGGACCCCUCCAGGCUGCCGCCAGAGGGGCCCCAGCCAGCCCACGUGAUAGUGGGGGAUGUCCGGCAAGCAGCCGAUGUGGACAAGACUGUGGCUGGGCAGGACGCUGUCAUUGUGCUGCUGGGCACCGGCAAUGACCUCAGUCCCACUACCGUGAUGUCCGAGGGCGCCCGGAACAUUGUUGCAGCCAUGAAGGCUCAUGGAGUGGACAAGGUCGUGGCCUGCACCUCGGCCUUCCUGCUCUGGGACCCAGCCAAGGUGCCCCCACGUCUGCAGGACGUAACCGAUGACCACAUCCGGAUGCACAAGGUGCUGCAGGAGUCUGGCCUGAAGUACGUGGCCGUGAUGCCACCACACAUAGGGGAUCAGCCGCUGACUGGGGCCUACACAGUGACCCUGGAUGGACGAGGGCCCUCAAGGGUCAUCUCCAAACAUGACCUGGGCCACUUCAUGCUGCGCUGCCUGACCACUGAUGAGUACAAUGGGCACAACACCUAUCCCUCCCACCAGUAUGACUAGGCCCCCGGCCUUGGCUGGAAGAAUGGCAUUCUGGGAAAGGAGGGGCAGAGAAGGGAGCAAUAAAUCGUGAGCUAUGGGCUUCAGGGUUGUUUUCCA